Messenger RNA from Bactrocera oleae (olive fruit fly), 684 nucleotides. The record is from RefSeq and is a predicted model, not a curated record. Lineage: Eukaryota; Metazoa; Arthropoda; Insecta; Diptera; Tephritidae.
AUGGAUGGCGGUCUUCCUACAUCAUCUGCAGCAUCGUCAAAACCUAGCCAGGGUAACAAUGCAUCAGCCACCGCCAACACCAGCCACUGGUUACCAGCCGCUCCACCACAGCCACCGGAGCCACCACUAGAGCAUCAUCAAAACCCAGCCAGGUCAAAAUGCGCGCCAAUGAAAACUCUUACCGUGCCAUGGCUUGAACUUCAGGCAGCUGUUUUAGGCACUCGUCUCAUGCAGUGCAUCCGCGACGAACCCCCUCUUGACAUCACAGACUGCAUUCUGUGGAGUAACUCAAAAACGGUUAUCAAAUGGAUUCGAAGUGAGCACCGUCGUUACAAGCCUUUCGUACAGCACAGAAUAGUAGAGAUAUUGGCCACUACAAACGUUUCCAAUUGGAGAUGGCUGCCCACAAAGCUCAACGUAGCCGACGAAUCUACUCGUAUAAAUGAUUGCAUCAAUUUUAGUCCAGUGACGCGUUGGUCACGUGGUCCCCCAUUCCUACAGCAGGACGAGCACGUUUGGCCCUCUGAAGAUAUCAUAGUCGUUGAAAAUGAUGAACCUGAUGAAGAACUACAGUCUAAAUUUGCUUUAGUCAUCAUUGGUAAGAGCUGUUGCCUGGCUUUAACGCUAUAUCAACGAUUGUCGCCGCCGCGGACAGCUAGACCAAUGCUAUGGUUUAACCGCUAA